GGGGGCGGCCGCGGCUUGGGCCGGGAGCGGGAGCGGGAGCGGGCGCGAGCCCCCGAGCCUCCGGAGCGCACCAUGGAGACAGUGGGGCCCGGCCGCAGCAGCUUCCAGCCGCACCCGGGGCUGCAGAAGACCCUGGAGCAGUUCCACCUGAGCUCCAUGAGCUCCCUGGGCGGUCCGGCCGCCUUCUCGGCGCGCUGGGCGCAGGAGAUGUACAAGAAGGAGAGCGCUAAGGAGCCCGGCGCCGCGGCCCCGGGCGCCGAGCAGCAGCAGCCCCCGCAGCCGCCGCAGCCCCCGCAGCCGCUGCAGCCGCAGCAGCAGCAGCAGCAGCCCCCGCCGCCGCCCCCCGUGCUGCACCUGCCCCCCAUCCAGCCGCCGCCGCCCGUCAUGCCGGGCCCCUUCUUCAUGCCCUCGGACCGCUCCACCGAGCGCUGCGAGACCAUCCUGGAGGGCGAGACCAUCUCGUGCUUCGUGGUGGGCGGCGAGAAGCGCCUGUGCCUGCCGCAGAUCCUCAACUCGGUGCUGCGGGACUUCACGCUGCAGCAGAUCAACUCGGUGUGCGACGAGCUGCACAUCUACUGCUCGCGCUGCACAGCCGAUCAGCUGGAGAUCCUCAAAGUCAUGGGCAUCCUGCCCUUCUCGGCGCCCUCGUGCGGGCUCAUCACCAAGACGGACGCCGAGCGCCUCUGCAACGCCCUGCUCUACGGCGGCGCCUACCCGCCGCACUGCAAGAAGGAGUUCGCCAGCGCGCUGGAGCUGGAGCUCACCGAGAAAAGCUUCCGAGUGUACCACGAGUGCUUCGGCAAGUGCAAGGGGCUGCUGGUGCCCGAGCUCUACGUGAACCCCAGCGCCGCCUGCAUCCAGUGCCUGGACUGCCGUCUCAUGUACCCCCCGCACAAGUUCGUGGUGCACUCGCACAAGGCCCUGGAGAACAGGACUUGCCACUGGGGCUUCGACUCGGCCAACUGGAGGGCCUACAUCCUCCUGAGCCAGGAUUACACUGGGAAGGAGGAGAAAGCCAGGCUGGGCCAGUGCCUGGACGACGUCAAGGAGAAGUUCGACUAUGGCAACAAAUACAAGAGGAAAGCACCCAGGGUCCCCUCUGAAGCCCCUACAGCCAUCAAGCCCAAAACAGAUGAUUCCUCUGCCCAGUCUCCUUCGGAGAAGGACAAGCAGCCCAGCUGGCUCCGCUUGGCAAGUUCCAAUAAGAGCAUCGGCUGCGUGCAUCCCCGUCAGCGCUUGUCUGCUUUCCGACCUUGGUCCCCUGCUGUUUCUUCAAAUGAGAAAGAGCUUUCCACACACCUUCCUGCACUGAUUCGAGACAGUAGCCCCCGGCUCAUGCUUUCUCCACCUUUCUGCAGUUUUUAUUCUUAUAAGAGUUUCGAGAAUGCCGUGGCUCCCAAUGUGGCAUUAGCUCCUCCCACACAGCAGAAGAUUGUGAGCAGCCCCCCCUGCACCACCAUCGUGUCCCGGGCUCCUGAGCCCAUCACCACUUCCAUACAGCCCCGGAAAAGAAAGUUGCCUAUGGAGAAUCCUGGCAUGCCGGAGACCUUGGUCCCUGGCACUGCCCCAGAAGAUGAGAAGGAUUCCGAGGCAGAUGUGGAAGUGGAGAGCAGAGAGGAAUGUAAGUUCACUUCCUCCUUGUCCUCGCUCUCUUCUCCAUCCUUUACCUCAUCCAGCUCAGCCAAGGACAUGAGCUCCCCAGGAAUGCAGGCCCCCAGUGGCGGGGGGGGCAGCGGUGUCGGCGGAACGGUCAGCACUUCUUUUGAGGCCGUGGCUCACGCCGAGUCUCACGGCAACGGGCUUGAGGCUGAACUGGAGCAUCUGAGGCAGGCCCUGGAAAGUGGUCUGGACACCAAGGAAGCCAAAGAAAAAUUCCUUCAUGAAGUUGUGAAAAUGAGAGUGAAGCAGGAAGAAAAGCUCAACGCGGCCUUGCAGGCCAAGCGCAGCCUGCACCAGGAGCUGGAGUUCUUACGAGUGGCCAAGAAGGAGAAGCUUCGAGAGGCAACUGAGGCAAAGCGCAACCUGCGAAAAGAGAUUGAGCGUCUGCGGGCUGAGAAUGAGAAGAAGAUGAAAGAGGCCAAUGAGUCCCGCCUGCGGCUCAAGCGAGAGCUGGAGCAAGCCCGGCAGAUCCGAGUGUGUGACAAGGGCUGCGAGGCUGGCCGACUGCGGGCCAAGUACUCUGCGCAGAUUGAGGACCUGCAGGUGAAGCUUCAGCACGCUGAGGCCGACAGGGAACAGCUCCGGGCAGAUCUCCUGCGGGAGCGGGAAGCCCGGGAACACUUGGAGAAGGUGGUGAAGGAGCUUCAGGAGCAGCUGUGGCCUAAACCGAGCCCUCAGCAGGCCGGUGGCAGUGGACACAGGAACGAGCUAGACAGCGAGCUACCGCACGAGCCCCGAGCCUGACGUGGCUCCCACCGCCAGUGACGGGCCGCGUACGUGCCUGUGCGUGUCGUGCCUGUGCGUGUGCCCAAGCAUGUCCACGCCCAGGAGACAGACUUGGUGUGUGCCGGAGGGACAGCGAAGCACUGAAUUCCGCCUCUCCCCGCACGCCGCCCGCCUGCCCGUCCGUAUAGCACAACAUCUUCUGUGCCUCGAACACAACCAAGUGUUUCUGAACUGCCCUUUUGGACCCCACCACAGCGACAUUUUCUACUGGCCAGCGAGCCGAGGGUGCUCCCCCGUGACCCCGCUUGCUGGAACACUUUGAACGCAAACUUUUGUUAUAAGCUAUUUAAGACAAUGACAGUGACUUGAUAGUCCAAGAAAUGAACAAGUUUUUUAUAAGUAACUUUUCAAAACUCUCAAACACUUGGUGAUGCACAAUUUGGAUGCCUGGUUACGGCGCCAGGGACGAGGCCCCGGCCCGCCUGCCUGGCUUGGGGAGGCCCCGUGCUUGGACCCUCUCAUGUGGUUUGAUUGGGAGAUUUGAGUGAGUUUGUUUCUGUUUUUGUUUUUUUAAGUCUUUAUUUUUAAGUGAUAAGUACCCAGUUUUCCAGCCCCAAUGCUGGGAGAAGAAGAGAGUGUGUGGGAGAGAGAGAGAAUUGAAGGGAAAAGCUGCCCAGCCUUAUUGAAGACGUACGUCACUGCGUCACUGCUCCUAGUCGUCCCCAGUCUGCAAAGGGCCACAGCCGUUCAGAGACUCCCCCCAGCGCACCCCAGCGCCACUCUGAGGACAGUCACUUUGUUUUUGUUUUUGUUCUUGUUUUUUACUGGAUCACCUUCCUUUGUUACACCCUCCCUUCCUCAGAAAGGACAGUAUUUAUCUCCCCGUUGUUCAGGUUGUCCCUGCGCACGUCCUCCGAGUGUCCAGCGCUUCUGUCGCUGCUGUGAAUGAUCGGUGGCCAUGCCGUUCAGUGUAACCAAGGGGGCUGCUUUCAUUCUGGGAUCCACUGAGACCCCCCACCCCUGCACCAGAACAAAACGCAGCAUUAUCUCAUCGCUUUGUCUUGGGGCUGUUUUCUGUCUGUCUGUCUGUUUGAACUCAUCCUUAGACUGCACUUUGUUGAAAUCUCCCUGUGUCUUUUUCUUCCCGCUUAUCAAUCAGCUUGACUUAAAAGGUUUUCACUUUGAACAUCUAUUGUCCCGGUGUUCUCAAACAGACCCUACCCAGCACUCAAGUGCUUAGAAAAUUCCCUGUGGUGCUUGGCUGAACAAGGGACACGUAAGAAAACAGUAAUGAUGCAAAACCUGAAUCCUGGGGGGUCGCCGCGUGCCUUCCUGCGUCUUGUACGUUCAACACCGACUUGUGACUCCCCCCUCCGAGCCCCCAAAUACCUAUCAACAGUAUAGAGAAAUUAGAUUGAUCAGUAUCAAAAGAGUUUAGUGCUUGCUUAAGAGCAUUUAUUCCAGAUAAUCUCAUUUGCUUUCAACCGUUGGUGCAAAUUUAUAGAAGGUUUGUUAUGCCCAAGCUUGAAAGCGAUUUUCCACUAGACAGGAAGCGGCUUCCCAUCCUAAAAUUAUAGUAUUUAUUUACAUAAGAAAUAAGAUUUUAUAAGAAUUCUAUGCUUGAACCCAUUCUAACCACCAUGGUGACUGGGAGCAUUAAUAGGAGGUUAAUGCGUUAGGUGCAAAAAAAAAAAAUUAUCGACAUAGCUCGGGAAAGCAACAGCAACAAACAGCUAAACCCAUGGAAAUUAGGCAGAAAUGAGCAUUGGCAGGCUUCCCCCAUUCUCUGGUGUUGGGGUCCUGGUCCUGUCGACUUGGCCCCUUCUCACGUGCGUGCAAUGCAAAAGGAACAUUGUCGAUGCAGCGUUUUUUUUGGGGGGGGGAGGAUUGUUUGUUUUUUGGUUUUUUGCUUCUUUGUAUGUUUUUCUUUUACAGUUAUUAAAAAUUCAUAUGCAUGGAAUUUAAAAAUCUCUGCCAUAUGUAUAUUCAUUAAUGGGCAUUAUUACUGAUUUGUGUAAAGGGUUGAUUUUGUUAUGCAAUAUGCAGAAUACUGUUUCAGGCUUAGGUGUUUCCAGACUUGUAUUUUUCAGCUAUUUCUUCAAGGGAAACUAGGUGAUCGAAUUUUAGCAGCGCUUGGAGUUGUGUUAGCUAACAUUAUCUAUGUUGCUGUGCUAGGUUGCCAAGUCGAAAAAUUACACAGAGAACAAAAGGCUUUUCCAUGGGCCUGGGUUUGCUUGAAAGCCACCAUGCUCAGAGAGGGUGGCAGGGGGUUCUAGGCUGGGUUUCUGGUGUGUUCUAGACUCAGGUAUGAGUAGGUGGUCCUCCUUACCCUGCAGUGGAUAAAAAACCCUUUUCACUUCCAGGUGAAUGAGCCUUGGUUCAAGCAGGGGAACUAACCCUCACUCACCCUCUGGUGGACAUCUCCCCUUCCCCCAUAAUCUGCCAGAAAGUGCAUGUUCCCCCCACCCACCCCCUUUCAACUACUCUGAGCCUUGUUUCUUGAAAAAUCAGUGAGAUCUGAACACUUUGCAGUAAUUUGUCCCAAAGAGUAUGGGGUUAGAUCACACACACACACACACACACACACACACACACACACACACACACGCACGCACACACGCACACACGCACAUACACCCAUGAUCCUGACAGUAUUCAGUUACUUGGCAUCAGAUUUUUUUUUUAAGGCCAAAUUUUCCCCUUGAGAGCAUUCACACUAAUUCUGCUGGGGAUAGGCUGCCCACGAAAUGCCGCUGUGCUGAUUUCCUGAUGAUCAGUUCAUAUCAGAGCUAGGAAAUGUUGAUUUUUCUUCCCUCCCCCGCCCCAAGUUGGCAUAUGCAGCCCCAUGAAAAACCUUUUCAAAUUAAAGUCAUCGAUGAAUGGAACUCAGUCUUAUUUCACAGAUGAUACGGAAUGAUGUGAACAAACUAUGGGAACAAAUUCUCCUCACCAGCAGCUCAUUGUUAGGUUGUUUUUUGGUCAAUUAACGUUGCUUCAAUUUUUCUUUUUUUUUUUUUUACCCUCAGCGUGCACAACCCCAAAUUGGGUGUCUUGUGACUGGACCUUUCCCCCACCUUCGUUAUUUUGUUUGAUAAUAGUAGAAUCACUUGGAACUGACUCAUGUGUGUCUGGGCCCAAGCCCCUUGCCACACAAACAGAGAGGCUCUUUUCUGGGUUUUGUAGCUGCUCAAAGUCUGUUUCUAAUCCCAGGUCUUGUAGGAGCAGCUAACUCCUGCUACAGUGGCAGCCUUAGAGAAGGAGGAAGAGAAGGAGAGAGGAGGAGAAGGAGGAGGAGAAGGAGGAGGAGGAGGGGAAUUGGUUCCCUGGGUGAUUUCUGUGUAUGAAACAAUUUUAUACUGCAGCAAAACGAGGUCCCUUAGAGACAGAAGUGCUCAUAGUUUUCACCCCAUUAUCUCAGCUGCAGCUUAGUUUUCUUUAAGAAGAAGGGAGAAGAGGUGUCUUUGUAGGCUGUUGACUCUCCCUAUACUUAAAUAUAUUACCUAGAUAAUUGUAUAUUCAGUUUAAUUACUCAUUGUUUCUGUACUGAAAGAAGACUUAACGAAGGGAAAAAACCAACAGCAAUAACAUUCAUAUCUAUGGAGCAGCUAACUAGUACACAUAAUAUCUGCUUUUCAUACAGAACUAGCCAAUAUGUAAAAAAAAAAGCAAAAACAAAAAAAUUUCAACAUGUAAAUACUUUUUUUUUUCAUUUUCCACUGUUGUAUUAUAAGUGUGUAUGGUGGUUACUUUUUCAGAAACUCUUUCUUGGUAGUUGUCUUGUUUUCUGAGUUGUGUUUUUAACAAAGAAAAAAUUCUUUGCUUGUCUGUUGGGGGGGUUGGAAAACACUUUGGGCAAGUUUUCAGUGUAGGUUAACAUUUUCCAUCUUAUGUUUGGGGUCCUUAUUUUCAUGGUAAAAUAUUUUAUUAUUAAAGGUGAAAUUCUCUUCUCCCCCUCCCCCCCAAAAAAGUCCACAUGUUUUUGAGGGAGGUGUUUUUGUUUGUCAGAAGUCAUAAAUGACAUUUUUUUUUCAAUUGAGGAAAAAAAAUCUACAUUUAUAAUAGCCAAGAGCAUUUCAGCACAUUUCUGUUCUCCUGUUUUCUCCUAUGCUGCUGCUAAUGACAAUAUUAUGACUUACUCUACUAUUCGAGAACUAUUUUUAUGUAAUUAAUGUAUGCUUUCUUGUUUAUAAAUGCCUGAUUUUAAAAAAAGAAGAAAAAAAGACAGAAAAAAGCUUGGCAUAUUUAUCUAUCUCGCUGUGUACCUUGUUGGUCCUUUCCCCUUCCCCCCUGAAACAGAUAAUAUUGUAAAAUAGAGGCCUCUAUGAGAAUAUGUAUGAAAAUAGCUCUGCUUAUAUGCCAGUGACUGAAUGUACAGUGUAUAGACGCAUUCCCUAAAAUAAACAAAAGUGUUUGGUUCAA
Molecule: messenger RNA, 6804 nt
Organism: Dromiciops gliroides (monito del monte)
Lineage: Eukaryota; Metazoa; Chordata; Mammalia; Microbiotheria; Microbiotheriidae
Gene: SKI
Product: SKI proto-oncogene
Exons: 7
Coding region: 73-2403 (776 amino acids)
Biological process (GO): negative regulation of BMP signaling pathway
Cellular component (GO): nucleus
Molecular function (GO): SMAD binding; DNA-binding transcription factor activity, RNA polymerase II-specific; RNA polymerase II cis-regulatory region sequence-specific DNA binding
Source: RefSeq, a predicted model, not a curated record